AGGCUUUUGUUAGAAAGGGAGGAGGCAGGAACGCAUGUCAAAGCGAAUUAAAUUUAUCCCCUUUUGGGUCGGUCAGGUUUUAACGUAACCGUGUGACUGUGAGUCCUCAUAUAUUAUAACACGUAGGUGAAACAUUGAAUCCAUUUAAACCGCCAACAGCGACUUUAUUAUGAUUGCUUGUCAUGGCAGAGUUACCGGUAUAGAAAAGUUAGCCUGGUUAGCUGAGUGGACUUUUUUCAGUCAACCUCGUUUCCAUGGCAAACUAGUUGACCGUUAAACUGGCUUUUUUUUUGUAGAAAAAUAAACUAAAUAUAUACAUUAGAGGAGGUGUAGGUGGCAAAACAAAGCGCCAGUUUAGCCUUAAUGUUUUCUCCUGAUGAAAACAGGGUGCACACCGUUGACAUUUAUACGGUGCUGUUUUACCGGACUAAGAUUAAACAGUUUUUUGUCUAGUUUGCUGCUGGGGUUAAACGAGUUCCUCUUUUCAUAUCAGCUCUGUAUAAGACACCAUUAUACACCAGAGCAGAAUUAAUUUUCCGACCAGCUCAAACACUUAAAAGAACGAGCCCAUGUGCUCAGUUUUUGCUAGACUGAUUCAGAUUCAGCUCUCUGUUAAAUCUUGAGUUUUAUUUUUGUAUGCUGCCGCUAGUGUUGUUAGCAUUAGGCUAGCUUCGCUAGCUAGCAUCUUCAGUUUAUUUAUCUUUUAGCAAUGUCGAAUAUUUCAAACGACGCGGUGAGCUUGAUUAAAGAUGUAAAGCCGGGAUCGAAAAACCUUAAUCUCGUCUUUAUAGUUUUGGAAAUAGGUCGGGUGACCAAGACAAAGGACGGACAUGAAGUGCGCUCCUGUAAAGUGGCCGACAAGAGCGGCAGUAUCGCCAUCUCCGUUUGGGACGAAUUGGGCAGCCUCAUCCAGACUGGAGACAUUAUCCGCCUUACACGAGGCUACGCCUCCAUUUGGAAGGGCUGUCUUACCUUGUAUACUGGCCGAGGUGGAGAUUUGCAGAAAAUUGGAGAGUUUUGUAUGGUCUACUCAGAAGUUCCAAACUUCAGUGAGCCAAAUCCUGAGCUGCUAGCCCUAGCCAACCAGCAAAACAAGAUGGGUAAAGAACGGGGAAAUUCUCCACCUAAUCAAAUUCCUCCUCCUGUCCAAGCAGGAAAUGGAGCCAUGCAGACGUUUCCAAACAACAAUGCUGCUGCACCACCCAGCUUCCCAGCUUCGGGAAGAGCAAACGGUCGUGUUCCAGGGAACGGCCCUGCUCCUGUAGUCACUGUAGGGCAGCCUCUUCCUCCAAAACCAUCAGUCAAUAUCAGCAACGGCAGGGACCCCCGGCGUGCUUCCAAGAGAUGAGAGCGAUGCGCAGUGGUUGAAAGUUUCUAUAAUCAAACUGCCAAUCCUAAGAUGCAAAGUCUAAUAACACAGGUCGUCAGCUGUUCUUUCAGCUAGCAUAGAUCAUUUCUAAACAACAUUUAUGCCAACUUUUUUACUGCCUUCAUUUUGUCCAGGUUUCAGUACAUCUAUAUUGUGGUGUUUGACUGUCCACACUUACUUGAACACUUGAUGCACUUUCUUUACUUCAUUUGUAGUGAAUUACUGUUGAUGGAAUUCAGGAAUGGUUAACUGCUGUUGCAAAUGAGCAGACUGAGGCCUCUUGAUGAAUUAGAGAGAAUAGGGGCCAGGCAAAAUGUUCCAAAAGGGACUCAGAAAGAGGUGACAGAGGUGAUUCUAACAUUUAGGAUUAUUUAAUUAGGAAUAAAACAAAGUUAACAACUGUGGGUGAGGUAAAUCUUGUCCACUGUAUCUUUUUUCCAUCACAUCAAGUUAACACUGUGGUGGAAUACAGGUUUUAGAGAUUACAUAUAUGGCUGUGACAUAUAGCUAAUAUUGAAAAUGUAAGAUUUACUUGACCCUUUGUUUUGCAAGAUACUUAGACUAUAUUGCUAGCAUUGAGAUAUUGCUAUGCAUCCUUAAUGUUACAAAUAUAUGAGUGAGUGCACACUGGUGAAAUAAUUCUGAAAACAGCUUUGUGCUGGUUGAAAAUGGUUCAAAUGUCAUAGGUGUGAUGGUAGUAGUAUCAAAGUCCAAUUUUUACUAAUAAACCCACAGUCUAAAUCUUAUGUGCAGCUCAACUGACAAAAAAAAUUGCCACUGCAUCACCCAGCCCUAAUGACGAGGUAUAAAAGUUGUAUAAACUGCUAACAUUAAACAGUACUAUUCUGUA
This is a messenger RNA of Trichomycterus rosablanca, 2219 nucleotides long. RefSeq names its product nucleic acid binding protein 1a (gene nabp1a). The transcript is spliced from 6 exons. The record is from RefSeq and is a predicted model, not a curated record. NCBI's taxonomy places the organism in Eukaryota, Metazoa, Chordata, Actinopteri, Siluriformes, Trichomycteridae. Gene Ontology annotation, molecular function: DNA binding. The coding region runs from base 710 to 1348 and encodes 212 amino acids. Gene Ontology annotation, biological process: response to ionizing radiation; mitotic cell cycle checkpoint signaling; double-strand break repair via homologous recombination. Gene Ontology annotation, cellular component: SOSS complex.